Messenger RNA from Cryptomeria japonica (Japanese cedar), 1235 nucleotides. Its product is annotated as ras-related protein Rab-2-B. Lineage: Eukaryota; Viridiplantae; Streptophyta; Pinopsida; Cupressales; Cupressaceae. Gene Ontology annotation, molecular function: GTPase activity; GTP binding. Gene Ontology annotation, cellular component: Golgi apparatus. Bases 186 to 830 code for a protein of 214 amino acids. The transcript is spliced from 7 exons. The record is from RefSeq and is a predicted model, not a curated record.
UGUGGAAGCGCAUGCGUUGUCAUAUACGAAUCUCCAUCGUCUUGUUCAGAAGUAUGAUCAAUUCAUAUUUCCAUGUUUUGCACGCAUCGCCCACCGUACUUCGAACGAAUUCUCUCCAUAUUACCAAUCUAUAAUCCAUAUUUGGUUGCAAUAGUUGCAGAGUAGUCGCCAUUAUUUAUCUUGAAAUGUCGAGCAUGGCCUACGCUUAUCUUUUCAAGUAUAUCAUCAUAGGCGACACAGGAGUAGGAAAAUCAUGCCUUCUCCUUCAGUUUACAGACAAACGGUUUCAGCCAGUUCAUGACCUGACUAUUGGUGUGGAGUUUGGAGCUCGCAUGAUUAUGAUUGACAACAAACCCAUCAAGCUACAGAUCUGGGAUACAGCAGGACAAGAGUCUUUCCGAUCAAUAACCAGAUCAUAUUACAGAGGAGCUGCUGGGGCUUUGCUUGUAUAUGAUAUAACAAGGAGAGAAACAUUCAAUCACCUCGCAACCUGGUUGGAAGAUGCACGACAACAUGCAAAUGCAAAUAUGACAAUAAUGCUUAUUGGAAACAAAUCUGAUCUAGCACACAGGAGGGCUGUCAGCUUUGAGGAAGGACAACAGUUUGCAAAGGAACAUGGACUAAUAUUUAUGGAGACUUCUGCAAAAACUUCUCAAAAUGUUGAGGAGGCAUUUAUUGACACUGCAUCAAAAAUUUAUCAUAAGAUUCAGGAUGGUGUAUUUGAUAUAUCCAAUGAGGCAAAUGGUAUAAAAGUUGGAUAUGCUGGUGUUGGACAAGGUGGAGCAAAUAGAGAUACACUCGCUACCCAGAGAGGAGGCUGUUGUAGUUGAGUAUUUGAUAGUUCCAGCCUCCAGGGAGAUGUGCAUAUUGGAGUUUGCCCGUAAUAAGUGGAUUUACUGUGUUGUAUUGUGUAAUAAGAAUUUUAUAUUUAAGAUACUAUUCAGUUUUAAUAUUAUUUUGUUUAGGUGGCAAAAUAUGCCUUCGUAUUUGUUGUACAGAGAUCGAUUUGUACCCAGCAAAAGUGAUUUAUUUUUGCAGGAAUUCUUGUUAUAUUUGUAUAUUCCUGUAACUGUUUUUGUUAUCGAGAGAGCAUAAUUUUUUUGAUGUAAAGUAACAGUACAUUAUGCGUGGUUGAGAAUUGGAAUUUUUAUGUAAGGCUGCAUCGAUGGUAUUCUCUAUUCUUGAUGAAGCCAGUGUUGUAAUCGAUCUGUUCAAAAUUUUGUAAGAUUGUGCAA